Molecule: messenger RNA, 9975 nt
Organism: Heteronotia binoei (common prickly gecko)
Lineage: Eukaryota; Metazoa; Chordata; Lepidosauria; Squamata; Gekkonidae
Gene: LAMA2
Product: laminin subunit alpha 2
Exons: 66
Coding region: 103-9855 (3250 amino acids)
Biological process (GO): regulation of embryonic development; axon guidance; regulation of cell migration
Cellular component (GO): basement membrane
Molecular function (GO): signaling receptor binding; extracellular matrix structural constituent
Source: RefSeq, a predicted model, not a curated record
GCCGGGGGCUUCACCGCCUCCUCUGCUCCUAGCCAGCGUCUCUUCUCACUCGGGUCGCUAUCCAGGAGGGAGAGCGGUAGCAAUUUUUGCAGCUCCGGAGCAAUGACCGGGGCAGCUUUGCCUCCUCUCUUGGUUCUCACCGCGUUUUUACUGACCCGGUGCAGCACUCAAGUUCUGCAGCAGCAGCAGCAAUUGGCAGCGCCGCAGCAACGAGGUUUGUUUCCAGCAGUGCUAAACUUGGCUUCUAAUGCACUUAUCACAACAAAUGCUACCUGUGGUCAAAGGGGUCCUGAAAUGUACUGCAAGUUGGUGGAACAUGUACCUGGACAACCGGUGAAAAAUCCUCAAUGUCGGAUUUGUGACCAACACAGUAGGAUUCCAAACUUGCGACACCCAAUAACAAAUGCAAUUGAUGGCAAGAAUACCUGGUGGCAAAGUCCUAGCAUUCAAAAUGGGAUGGAAUAUCACUAUGUGACCAUCACACUGGAUCUGCGACAGGUAUUCCAGAUUGCCUAUGUCAUUGUAAAAUCAGCUAAUUCACCAAGACCUGGAAAUUGGAUUUUGGAACGCUCAUUGGAUGGUAUCAACUAUCAACCCUGGCAGUACUAUGCUAUCACAGACACAGAAUGUCUUACUCGCUACAACAUUCCUCCUCGUACUGGACCUCCAUCAUAUGCAAAAGAUGAUGAAGUCAUAUGCACCUCAUAUUACUCCAAGAUCCAUCCACUGGAGAAUGGUGAGAUUCACACGUCUUUGAUCAAUGGACGGCCAAGUGCUGAUGACCCUUCUCCAGCACUGUUAGAAUUUACCUCUGCUCGCUUUAUUCGUAUGAGAUUUCAGAGGAUAAGGACGCUGAAUGCUGAUUUAAUGAUGCUUGCAUACAGAGAUCCCAAAGAAAUUGAUCCAAUAGUUACAAGGAGGUAUUAUUAUUCUGUUAAAGAUAUCUCCGUUGGUGGAAUGUGCAUCUGUUACGGCCAUGCAAGGGCAUGCCCAUUGAAUUCAGCUACUAAUAGAUCAUCAUGCGCAUGUGAACACAACACAUGUGGAGAAAGCUGUGAUCGGUGCUGCCCUGGAUUUAAUCAGAAGCCUUGGCGAGCUGGGACUUUUCUUGUGAAGCAUGAGUGUGAAGCAUGCAAUUGUCAUGGGAAGGCUGAAGAAUGCUACUAUGAUCAGACUGUGGCAGACAAAAAGCAGAGUCUGAAUAUCCAUGGGGAAUACAUUGGAGGUGGAGUGUGCAUUAACUGCACACAAAACACUGCAGGCAUCAAUUGUGAAACUUGCAUUGAUGGAUACUUCAGGCCCAAAGAGGUUCUGCCUCAUGACCGUAACCCAUGCCAACAGUGUCAUUGUGAUUCCAUUGGCUGUUUAAAUGGCACUUGUGUGAAGGAUGAGAAAGAGGCUACAGGAGACCUGCUUCCUGGAUUCUGCCACUGUAAACCUGGCUAUGCGGGACAGAGGUGUGACAGAUGCUUAUUAGGUUACAAGGGCUACCCUCACUGUGCACCCUGCAACUGUUCUCUGAAAGGCAGUUUAAAUGAUGACCCCUGCCUAGGACCAUGCAUCUGCAAGGAUCACGUUGAAGGAGAGAACUGUGAUCGUUGUAAAGCUGGCUUCUUUAACCUGCAGCAAGACAACCCCAGAGGCUGUGAAGAAUGUUUCUGCUCGGGAGUAACAAAUGACUGUGUGGGCUCUCAUUGGAACUACAACACUAUUGGGAGCAUGACUGACUGGUACCUGACAGAUGUACCUGGUCUCGUUCGAGUUACUCCUCAGCAGGACAGCUUUGAUGGACCCCAGCAGCUUAGCAUCAACAAUGUGGCUGCAAGAACUGUACUGCCGCUGAUUUAUUAUUGGAGUGCACCCAGUCCUUACUUGGGUGACAAAAUAACAGCUGCUGGAGGCCUUCUGAAAUUUACCAUCUCAUACGAUCUCAUUGGAGAAGAAGAUGCUGCUGAAGCAAUGCUUCAAUCUGAUGUCAUCAUAGAGGGAAGUGGCUUGAGAAUCAGUACAUCACAAGAGGGAAUUCAUCUGAACCCAUUUGAAGAACACACUGAAGAAGUCUUGAUAAAGCACGAUUUAUUUAUGCUGCAUGGUACUGACCUGUCCAUCAGCAAAAGGGAAUUCAUGACUGUGCUGGCAAAUAUAAAGAGACUCCUUAUAAGAGCCACAUACAGCUAUGGGAUGAAUGCCAUCUACAGGUUGAGUGGUGUCAGCCUAGAAGCUGCUGAUCGCUUUUCAACUGGGCAGAAAUAUGCAUCUGCAGUAGAAGUUUGCCAGUGUCCUCCAGGUUAUUCUGGUACCUCUUGUGAAAAGAAAGAUCACGCUAAAACCUCCUUUAGUCUUGCACCUGCCAGUUCAGUAAAGUCCUGUUGGCCAAGGCACAGGAGAGUGAACGGUACUAUUAUUGGGGGAAUCUGUAGGCCAUGCACAUGCUUUGGACAUGCGGAGGCUUGUGAUGAUAUCACGGGACAAUGCCUGGACUGCAAGCACAACACAGGUGGCCCAUACUGUGAUAGAUGUCUUCCUGGUUUCUAUGGAGAUGCUACUACAGGGAAACCUGAUGAUUGUCAACUGUGUGCUUGUCCACUGAGUAUCCCUUCAAACAAUUUUAGCCCAACGUGCCAUUUGGAGCGAAGUCGUGGAUUAAUAUGUGAUGAAUGCCCUGUUGGGUAUUCUGGCUCACGCUGUGAAAGGUGUGCAGAAGGCUAUUUUGGACAACCUUUAAUACCAGGGUCAUCGUGCCAGCCCUGCCAGUGCAAUGACAACCUCGAUUUCUCCAUUCUUGGCAGCUGUGACAGCUUGUCUGGAGCUUGUCUGAUAUGUAAGCCAGGUACAACAGGCCAAUACUGUGAGAAGUGCGCUGAUGGAUAUUUCGGAGAUGCUCUCGAUGCAAAGAACUGUCAACCUUGCCGCUGUAACAUCAAUGGCUCAUUCUCAGAAAUUUGCAAUAUGCAGACUGGACAAUGUGAUUGCAAGCCCAGCAUUGUAGGGCGUCGAUGUGAUGAGUGUAAGCCCAACUACUUUUGGGCUACAGAAAAUCAGUUCUGCGUACCAUGUGGCUGCAAUCCUCUAGGAUCUAUGUCACCACACUGUGAUGUGUCAGGGAGAUGUAUCUGUAAAUCAGGAUUUGCAGGUAAACGAUGUGAACUGAGCAGGCAGAUAUAUAUACGGAAAGAGAACCCACCAGCCUCCCAGCAAAUCCAAGUGCCUCCUUCAAGAAGGGGUUUUAUAAGUGCAAGCGGAUGCCCUCGGGGUGCUUUCAGACCUGCCACUUUGCCUGGAACCUUUGGCGUACAAUCAUCCAGAGGCUGUGUUCCAUGCAACUGUAAUUCAUUUGGAUCUAAAUCCUUUGACUGUGAUGAAACUGGACAGUGCCAUUGCCAACCAGGUGUUGCUGGAAAGAAGUGUGACCGCUGUGCUCACGGAUUUUAUGGCUUCGAUGAAGGAGGAUGCACCCCUUGUGACUGUGCCCACCUUGGUAAUAAUUGUGAUCCACACACUGGCCGUUGUAUCUGCCCUCCCAAUACUGUUGGAGAGAGAUGUGAUAAAUGUGCACCGAACUCCUGGGGUCAUGACAUUGUCAGUGGGUGCAAGGCUUGCGAUUGCAGUGUGGCUGGAUCCCUUAGUUUACAGUGUAACCCUGAUACUGGCUGCUGUUUCUGCCGCCCAGAAUUCUCUGGGGAUAAAUGCACUGAAUGCAGGCUGGGAUAUCGAAACUAUCCACAAUGCAUUACCUGUGAAUGCUUGACAGCAGGAACUGAGCAACAUACUUGCGAUUCAGAAAUGGAAAAAUGCUCAUGUGCUGAUCACACAGGACAAUGCACUUGUAAGGUUAACGUGGAGGGUGUCUACUGUGACAGGUGCAAACCGGGCAGGUUUGGACUCUAUGCCAGGAAUCCACUUGGCUGCAGCAGCUGCUACUGCUUUGGUGUGACAUCCCAGUGCAGCGAGGCACAGGGGCUGGUCCGCGUGUGGUUGACCUUGAAGCCAGAUCAGGUAAUCCUUCCUCUGGUUGAUGAAAAUGCCCAGCACCAAACUGUACAAGGGAUUGAAUACCAACAUCCAGAGACUGUUGCAGAUGUUGAAUUGGUGAUGAAGGAGCUACGCUCAGAACCAUUUUAUUGGAGACUUCCAGAACAGUUUGAAGGACGAAAGCUGACUGCCUAUGGGGGUCGGCUGAAAUAUGCAAUCUACUUUGAAGCACGAGAAGAAACUGGCUUUGCAACCUAUAACCCCCAGGUCAUAAUCAGAGGUGGGCUUCCCACAAACACCAGAAUAAUCGUCAGGCAUGUAGCUGCUCCUUUGAUCGGUCAGUUGACAAGGCAUGAUAUCGAAAUGACAGAGCAUGAAUGGAAAUAUUAUGGAGAUGACCCCAGGAUCACUAGAACUGUGACGCGUGAGGACUUCAUGAACGUCCUGUACAACGUUCAUUAUAUACUUAUUAAGGCUAGUCAUGGCAGCUUCAUGAGGAAAAGCAGAAUAUCUGAAAUCUCUUUGGAAGUUUCAGAGGAAGGAAACAUAUCAGGAAGAACUCCUCGUGCUCAGUUGAUUGAGAAAUGUGACUGCCCUUUGGGUUAUACUGGUUUGUCAUGUGAGGUAUGCUCCCCAGGUUUUUAUAGACUCGCUUCCACAUCAGCUAGCAGAAGACCAGGUCCUGCUUUAGGUGCCUGUGUGCCGUGUCAGUGUCAUGGGCAUAGUGACAUGUGUGAUCCUGAAACCUCUGUUUGUCAGAACUGCCAUCAUAACACCAGUGGUGACCACUGUGAAAGGUGUGCUGUUGGGUUCUAUGGGAUUGUUAGAGGCACUCCUGAAGACUGCAGGCCUUGUGCAUGCCCUUUGCCUAUCUCCAGCAACAAUUUUAGUCCUUCAUGUGUCUUAGAAGGAACCAGUGAUUAUCGAUGUACUGCUUGCCCAGUUGGAUAUGAAGGACAGUACUGUGAAAGGUGUUCCUCUGGUUAUACUGGGAAUCCAAAAAUUCCAGGUGGAUCUUGUCAAGAAUGUGAGUGUAAUCCAUAUGGUUCGCUGCCUGUUCCCUGUGAUCCUGUCACUGGACAGUGCAUGUGCAGACCUGGAUCAACUGGGUGGAAGUGUGCUGGCUGUGAACCCUGGCAUGCUCGUGAAGGCAUAGCAUGCGUGUCUUGUGAUGAUGAGUGCACUGGAGUCCUUCUCCGUGACUUGGAUCAGCUACACCAGAUGGUUUUGAGUGUCAAUCUCAGUGGCCCGCUUCAACCCCCAUAUAAAAUGCUGUAUUCUUUUGAGAAUACAACCCAGGAACUAAAGCAUUUAUUGUCACCACAACGAGCACCAGAGAGACUCCUCCAGUUGGCACAGAAGAACUUGGAUACCCUUGUGACAGAAAUGGAUGAACUUUUAACUAGGGCAACCAAGGUGACAGCGGAUGGGGAGCAAACCGGACAGGAUGCCGAGAGGACUAAUGAGAGAGCAAAGAGGCUUGGACAGUUCAUCAAGGGCACCCUUCAGGCUGCAGAAGCUGCAAAUGAAACUGCUUUAAAACUGAAUGAGACACUUGGAACCCCUGAUAAGCCCUUGGAUAAAAGUCUUCUGGAAUUACAGAGAGAAGUUGAUAAAAUGAUGGCAGAACUCAGAAGAAGAAAACUGCAAGUGCAAGAGGAAGCUGCCCAAGAUGAAUUAGAAGAGGCAGAAGCCCUCUUGAAGAGAGUGAGUAAAUUGUUUGGAGAGCCAAGGAAGAAAACAGAAGAGCUCAAGAAUGAAGUCAGAGACAAGCUGGCAGACUACCAAGAGAAAGCUAACGAUGCUCUGGACCUGCUGAGAGAAGCAACCAAUAAAAUUAGAGAGGCAGAUAGAUUGUCUGCAAUCAACCAAGGAAACAUGACUGCGGUGGAUAAAAAGAAGCAAGCUGUAGAAGAUGGAAGACAGGAGGCUGAAAAUACUAUAAAAGAAGGGAAUGACAUUCUUAAUGAGGCUAAUGACCUUGCAAAUGAAAUCAAUUUAGCUGUAGAGUAUGUGGAUGAUGUUCGGGACAAAAUAGGUCCAUUGUCUGAUGAGCUGAAGGACAAAAUAGAUGAUCUGUCUCAAGAUGUCAAAGACAGGAGACUUCCAGAAAAAGUGUUGGAGGCAGAGAGUCAUGCAGCUCAACUAAAUGAUUCAUCUGCAGUAUUGGAUGGGAUCCUCGAUGAAGCUAAAAACCUCUCAUUCAAUGCCACAAUAGCUUUCAAGGCCUACAGCAACAUCAAGGACUAUAUUGAUGAAGCUGAUGGAAUUGCCAGAGGAGCCAAAGCCCGUGCCAAUGAAGCCAUACAACUGGCAUCUGGUCCAGAAGGAUCAUUAAAGGAUGGUGCCAAGAGUGCUCUGCAAAAAAGCUUCAGGGUUCUUAAUGAUGCCAACAGGCAAGCAAAUGAAAUUAAAGAAAAUGGGGAUAAUCUAAAAGGCAUGCAGAAUAGGUUGAAAGAUGCUGAGGAAAAGAACUCUGAUCUCCUGAGAGCUUUGAAUGACACAUUGGGGAAACUGUCAGGAAUUCCUAAUGAUACAGCAGCCAAGGUGCAAGCAGUCAAAGACAAAGCCAAGCAAGCUAAUGACACGGCAAAUGAUGUACUGGCCAGGAUCAGAGAUCUCAACAAGAAUCUCCUUGGUGUAAAAGACAACUACAAAAAACUUGCAGAUGAUGUAACAAAAACAAAUGCUGUCGUGAAAGAUCCCUCCAAAAACAUUGCUGAUGCAGAUGACACUGUUAAAAAUCUGGAAAAGGAAGCAGAUCGGCUGAUGGAUAAACUCAAACCAAUCAAACAACUUCAGGAUAACUUGGGGAAAAACAUCUCUCAAAUCAAAGAAUUGAUAAAUCAAGCAAGGAAACAAGCCAACUCUAUUAAAGUUUCUGUGUCUUCUGGAGGCAACUGCAUUCGCACAUACAGGCCAGAGAUAAAGAAAGGAAGCUACAACACUGUCAUUCUCAAUGUAAAGACAACAGUUGCAGACAAUCUACUUUUUUAUCUUGGAAGUAACCGAUUUACUGACUUUUUGGCCAUAGAAAUGCGUAAAGGCAAAGUGGAUUUCUUGUGGGAUGUGGGAUCUGGAGUUGGGCGCAUUGAGUAUCCAGAUUUGACAAUAGAUGAUGGAUUUUGGUACCGAAUUGAAGCAUCAAGGACUGGACGAAAUGGAACAAUUUCAGUACGGGCACUGGAAGGUCCUAAAGCCAGCAUUGUACCAAGCACCUUCAGUGCUAUUUCUCCACCUGGUUACACCAUUCUGGACGUGGAUGCAAAUGCUAUGUUGUUUGUUGGAGGUCUGACUGGGAAAAUAAAGAAAUCUGAUGCUGUGAGAGUCACUACUUUCACUGGAUGUAUGGGGGAGACUUAUUUAGACAGCAAACCAAUAGGAUUGUGGAAUUUCAGAGACAUUGAGGGAGAAUGUAAAGGAUGUGCAGUAAGUCCACAGGUGGCAGACAGUGAGGGAACUGUUCAAUUUGAUGGAGAGGGGUAUGCUACAGUGAGCCGCCCAGUAAGAUGGAACCCAAAUAUCUCCAUGGUCAUGUUCAAGUUCAAGACAUUCUCUUCCACUGCUCUUCUGAUGUACCUUGCUACACAAGACUUGAAAGAUUUCAUGAGCAUAGAGCUCAGUGAUGGGCGCAUUAAAGUCAGUUAUGAUCUAGGUUCAGGAACAGCUUCUGUUAUCGGCAACCAGAACCACAAUGAUGGGAAAUGGAAAUCAUUCACCUUGUCAAGAAUUCUAAAACAAGCAAACAUAUCCGUUGUAGACAUAGACUCAAACCAGGAAGAGAUCAUAUCAACAACUUCUACAGGGAAACACUUUGGCCUCAACUUGAAAGCCAAUGAGCCAAUAUAUUUUGGUGGAUUGCCAACACUGAGAAAUCUAAGGCCUGAAGUAAAUUUAAAGAAAUACUCGGGCUGCCUCAAAGAUAUUGAAAUUUCCCGGACCCCGUACAAUCUUUUAAGCAGUCCUGACUAUGUUGGCAUUACCAAAGGAUGUACCCUAGAGAAUGUCUACACAGUCAGCUUCCCUAAACCAGGCUUUGUGGAGCUGCCACCUAUUUCACUUGAUGUGGGAACAGAAAUCAACUUGUCUUUCAGCACUAGGAAUGAAUCUGGCAUCAUACUCUUUGGUACUAAUGGGGCCCCUGUAACCCCAAGAAGAAAACGCAGGCAGACUGGGCAGAUCUAUUAUGCAGUGUUUCUAAACAGAGGUCGACUAGAAGUGCACAUCUCUACAGGGACAAAGGACCCUCGCAGGCUAACCAUCAAGCCUGAAUCUGGCGAAUUUCAUGAUGGCCGAGAACAUUCCAUCCGGAUAGAAAGACUUGGAGGACUAUUUGCUAUACAAGUAGAUGAAGACAGAAGCCAGUUUCAGAGACUCCAAACAGACCAACCUAUUUCCGUUAAGAAGCUUUUUGUGGGAGGGACACCACCUGAGUUUCACACAGCCCCAAUCAGAAACAUUCCUCCUUUUGAAGGCUGUAUAUGGAAUCUUGUCAUCAACGCUGUUCCAAUGGAUUUCGCCCAGCCAGUGUCAUUUGAAAAUGCAGAUAUUGGCCAAUGUCCUGAUCAAGGACCACUGCCUGAAAAGGAAGAAGAUAAAAUUUCCCGCACCACAGACUUGGUCCAUCCAGAAUCAGAUGCUAAGGAGAAGAAAGAAAUUGCAACUCCUCCUCCUCUACCACCCUUACCACCGUCACAUGAUUUGCUUGCUGCUGAAGUGAAGAGCGCCCAUAUUUCAGCUGCUGUUGAUGUCCUGACGGAAUUUUGUGCUGCUGAUACGGAGCCAAUUGCCUUAGAGGGUGGCAAGCAGUUUGGUCUCUCAAGGAACAGCCACAUUGCAAUUGCAUUUGAUGACACCAAAGUAAAGAAUCGACUCACAAUUGAAUUUGAGAUCAAAACGAAGGCUGAAUCUGGCUUGGUUUUUUACAUGGCCCGAAUCAACCAUGCUGAUUUUGCCACUGUUCAGAUACAGAAUGGUUUCCCAUACUUCAAAUAUGACUUGGGAAGUGGGAACACCAGCACAGUGAUUCCCAGCAAAAUAAAUGAUGGCCAGUGGCACAAGAUAAAUAUAAUCCGAUCCAAACAAGAAGGUGUUCUUGUAGUUGAUGAUGCCAGAAAUAGCACAACUAGCCCGAAGAAAGCAGAUAUUUUGGAUGUUGUGGGAAUGCUGUAUGUUGGAGGAUUGCCUAUUAACUAUACAACAAAAAGAAUUGGUCCAGUUGUCUAUAGCAUUGAUGGCUGUGUCCGAAAUUUUCACAUGACAGAGUCGCCUGUUAACCUGAAUAAUCCUACUUCUAGUUAUAAUGUUGGGAAAUGCUUUGCCAAUGCACAGGAAGGAACAUAUUUUGAUGGAACAGGGUUUGCCAAAACAGUUGGAGCAUACAAAGUGGGGACAGAUCUGCGAGUGGAAUUUGAGUUCCGUACAGCUCGGACAAAUGGUGUUCUGUUGGGAAUCAGUAGCCAAAAAAUGGAUGGACUUGGCAUUGAGCUGAUAGAUGAAAAAGUGAUGUUCCAUGUGGAUAAUGGUGCAGGUCGAUUUUCUGCCAUUUAUGAACCUGCUGUUGCAGGUAGCUUGUGUGAUGGAAAUUGGCACAAAAUUAUUGCAAACAAGAUAAAGCACCGUUUAGUAUUGUCAGUGGAUGAAUACCAGGUAGAAGGUAUCAGUCCAAAUGCAGCCUCUACUUCAGCAGAUACUAAUGACCCUGUCUUUGUUGGUGGAUAUCCUGAUGGCCUGAAUCAGUUUGGCCUGACCACCAACAUUCGUUUUAGAGGAUGCAUUCGAUCCUUGACUCUCAAGAAAGGGACUGCUAAGGCUCUAGAAAUUAACUUCAGCAAAGCCUUGGAGUUCAAAGGAGUUCAACCUCUAUCAUGCCCUGCAAAUUAACGGCACAUCAUCCAUCUCAGUUAUGGGUCUAACAAGUUAAAAAGAAAAAAUCCACUCUCAUCCGAUGUUUUAAAAAAUCUAUAUUUACCUUAACUUCAUAAUAAAAGUUCCUUAUGCAAA